Hypomesus transpacificus is the source of this 1896-nucleotide messenger RNA. It is a transcript of the gene phox2a, whose product is annotated as paired like homeobox 2A. Gene Ontology annotation, biological process: regulation of transcription by RNA polymerase II. NCBI's taxonomy places the organism in Eukaryota, Metazoa, Chordata, Actinopteri, Osmeriformes, Osmeridae. The transcript has 3 exons. The coding region runs from base 371 to 1267 and encodes 298 amino acids. The record is from RefSeq and is a predicted model, not a curated record. Gene Ontology annotation, molecular function: RNA polymerase II transcription regulatory region sequence-specific DNA binding; DNA-binding transcription factor activity, RNA polymerase II-specific.
AAACACUGCGCGAGCUGCCCGGUGUGCUGUCAAACGGAGCGCGAGUCAGCACGGGAGUAAGAGAGUCACAGAGUGGACGUGAAUGAAAGACAAAAGCGACUGAUGAACAUAUAAAAAGACAGAGGAUAUUUCAGAAACAAGAAAGGAAAAUAGCCUUAUUAAAAUUGGAUCACGGAAAACAAGAAAUCUGAAAAACAGAGUGCGACUGGGACUUGCACGGCAAACCUAACGGUGAUACAUCCUUGGAGAUAUUAGAGACAUCUUUUCGCAGUCUCAACGGUAUUGUCCACGGUUAAACAUUCUAAGUGUAGUUGAAGUUUUGAUUUUAAACCGGGAUCCAGCGCUCCAAGAGUUGGCCUUACGCGCCUCCAUGUAUAAAAUGGAUUACUCCUACCUGAACUCCUACGACUCGUGCAUGGCGGCAAUGGAAGCGUCGGCCUACGCGGACUUUAGUUCAUGCAGCCAGGCUAGCUCGUUCCAAUAUAACCCGAUUCGGACUGGCUUCACCAACCCGGGCUGCACGCCCCUCAGCACCGCGAGCUGCACGCUGGGCGCCCUGCGCGAACAUCAACCAACACCCUACUCCACAGUACCCUACAAAUUCUUCUCCGACCCGUCUGGUUUGAACGAGAAGCGGAAGCAACGGCGCAUCCGGACCACCUUCACCAGCUCCCAGCUGAAGGAGCUGGAGCGCGUGUUUGCGGAGACUCACUACCCAGACAUCUACACUCGAGAGGAGCUGGCCCUCAAGAUUGAUCUGACUGAGGCGCGGGUGCAGGUCUGGUUCCAGAACAGGCGUGCCAAGUUCCGUAAACAGGAGCGUGCGGCAAACUCUAAAUCCGGUAACGCCAACGGGGGUACUAACGGGAGUACUGGCAGCAACGGAGGAAAGAAGGGCGAGCCCAGGUCUUCCUCAGACGACGACGAAUCUAAAGAAUCCACCUGCAGCCCAACUCCUGACAGCACUGCCUCCCUGCCCGGCUCAGGCAAUGGGAACAUGAGCAGUCCUGCUAGCUUGAGCCCCAGUCCAGCACCUACUAAUGGUGGAUACGCUAACACUUCCAGCUCCCCUGUUCUGCAGGGGCUCAAGCCCCCCAGCUGGCCCAGUCUGGGCCCCUCUAACCCGAGCAUGGCCCAACCCGCUUCCCAGGCUCCGGAGCUGCUGAAGGCCUGGCAGCCAGCAGACAGUAUGACUGGACCGUUCGCUGGCGUGCUGUCCACCUUCCACAGAAAACCCAACCCUGGACUGAAGACAAACCUGUUCUAGACAUCAGACAAUGUUUCCCUGCUCCACAGACUCCUGGCUCUGGAGACUAGAUACUGAAGAGAGACACCGAGCAGAGACCAGUAUACCUAUAUCUAUACCACCCUAUUUACACCGCCCCCCUACCCCCUACCCCCACCCAAACCCCUUUAAUUUAUUACAUCCGCAACUGUUCAAUGAAAACUGUAUGUGUGUGUAUGUUUAUCUGGACAGGACUGGGAUAACAGCAUUUAGGUUCCUAAUUCUCAUUCAACAAAUACAAAACGUAGACUAAAGAACCUACCGCCAAACACACACACAAACACACACACAAACACACACACAAACACACACACAAACACACACACAAACUUAGCAUUAAAGUAGUUGGGAGACAUUGUCGUGCACUUAGUGGGCCCCCAGUGACAGUAGCUCUGACUAGAAUUGUAAUCAGAGGGUGAAGACAAACACAGUGUCUCCCAGGGCAGAAAUGAGGGGACAAAAACCUAACUGUUACCAGCAAGCACAACUUCCUCUAAGCCCUGAACAGAGGCACCCCCAAAUCCCUGGAGCAGGAGAGGGCACCCCCAAAUCCAAUUAGAACCACUAGGACCAGACCAGACCCCUCCGCCCCAGACCCCUCCGCCCCAGAC